This is a messenger RNA of Salvelinus fontinalis (brook trout), 2198 nucleotides long. It is a transcript of the gene cplx4a, whose product is annotated as complexin 4a. Gene Ontology annotation, cellular component: SNARE complex; terminal bouton. Lineage: Eukaryota; Metazoa; Chordata; Actinopteri; Salmoniformes; Salmonidae. The transcript has 3 exons. Gene Ontology annotation, molecular function: syntaxin binding. The record is from RefSeq and is a predicted model, not a curated record. Bases 226 to 702 code for a protein of 158 amino acids. Gene Ontology annotation, biological process: neurotransmitter transport; regulation of neurotransmitter secretion; synaptic vesicle exocytosis.
UAUUUUUUGUUGUUGGUGUCUGUUCCCUAGCCGUCAGUGCAUCCUUCAUUACACACCCAAGCAGCAGCACAGGUUAGCUAGACAGAAUAUACAGGAUCCCAUUGGACUUAACCAAUCGCUAGCAAUCCCAACCCAACGGUAGAAGCCAGAGAAACAACUAGUCCUAUUUACCAAUAAUAUAAUAUCUGUUUAUCCUAGUACAGCAGAACUCUAUAGGGGAUCGAGAUGUUCCUAAUCAAGACCAUGAUGCCUAACCCGCUGGCUGGUUUGAAUCCUAUGGGUGGAGGAGAGGAGGAAGCGGAGGCGGCCCCUGCAGACCCGGCCAAAGCAGCAGGGAUGACACGCGAGGAGUAUGAGGAGUACCAAAAACAGUUGGUGGAGGAGAAGAUGGAGAGAGAUGCCGACUUCUUACACAAGAAAGCUGAGAGGGCAACUCUGCGGGUGUGCCUACGAGACAAGUACAGACUCCCAAAGAGCGAGCAGGACGAUAACAUGCUGGCCAUGGCUGGAGACGACGUGGACGUACCCGAGGAGCUCCUCAAGAUGGUGGACGAGGAUGCCACGGAGGAGGAGGACAAGGACUCCAUCUUGGGUGGCAUUCAGAACCUCCAGAACAUGGACAUGGACCAGCUCAAGGAGAAGGCCUCGGCCACCGUGACGGAGAUGAAAGCCAAGGCAGAGGAGAAAUGCUCUGUCAUGUAAAUAAAAUAAAAUGGAAGAUUUCACUUCAUGAACAGCCGGUCCCAAUUCCAUCCCUAGCCCGAUUCGAUCCCUUGGCCCUAACCCUUCAAUGUUUGCAGAUCUGAAGGUGGAAGAAAUAUGGUGGAAGCUGUACCACCACACUGCCUAUACUUAUUAAGACCAUUAGACAUGCUAACAUAAAGGUGUAAAGGAACAAGGGGGAGGGAAAGGGAGUGAUUUAGGAUCGACUGUAAACAAACCGAUCCUAUAAGAGUCUCCAAUCUCCACCCAGCAGACCUGGGUCUAAAAUAAGUAUCUGAGCUAUUUUAAAGCUCCUAUACUCAACUGGUGGACCGCAUCUAUUUAUUGUUAAAAAAAUAGAACUCGAUCGGGCUUCGACCCCUGGUAUCAUUUAAACACACAUAAGACGUGUAGAAUUGCAGGAAAUUAGCUUUGAAACAGCAACAAAAUUCUCUGCCCAAUGUGAAAUGUGUAGAAUUGCAGGGAAUUUGCUUUAAAACUGCAAAAUUUUCUCUACGCCAACAAGAGGGGUGUGAACAGUUUGGGGUCCAAUGGGUUGUGAGGUUGGUGUUUGUUACUACGCCGAUAAAUGACAUUAUCCAUCUGGACCUUAGCCACAUAGGAAAUUUGUUUGACCGGACCUUCUCAACUAGUACUUGAGUACCCAUGUUUUAAAGUCUCCUUUGAGUGUUUUGAUUGAGCCUGUCUGGGGAGUGCCAAAUGGACGGGCCGAGUUGGUUUGCACUUUUGGUACUAUUCCAUUGUUGGUUCCAUAAUUGUGCCAGGUAAGCUCAAUCAAGCACAGCUGAAAGAAAACAUAUACUAUUUGAACCCAGGUCUAAGAGAGUCCUCUAUCUCCCCCUAUCAAUGAUCAAAGCUGUGAAAUCUGCUUGGCGACAUCCAAUGGUAGCAGGUCUUGCUGAAAUGGAAGUUAAUUUCCCAAACAACUUCUUGUGUGAAUCGGUUUCUGUUUUGAAGUCUCCCCUUAAUUUGCUGUUUGUAUAACUUGUAAAAGUACGUAUUUUUUGUAUGUGUGUGAAUGAAUGCUGUUUUAGAUUUGUUUCUCCCCCAUUUGUGUUAUUCUCCAUGUUUCAUCGGUUAAUUAGGAAAUUAUGACACUCAUGAUGGCCACUUUUACACUUUAUGCAACUGACAAUAUUUUGGACAGUUGCAAAAUGCAUUCUGUUGCAUAUCCUGCUCCACACAUACAAUUGUAAAUCUUUGACAAUCACCUCUAUCAAUGUUUAUCCAAAACAACAAGCAUAAAACAAGCCUGUAAGAGAUAAAUACUUGCAGUUUUGCACAAUCCAUCAUUUAAAUAAAAUAUAUAGUCUUUAAUCCAUAAUUAAACAAACUGUACAUUAACAUUGACCUACACACUGAAGUACUAAUGUUAAGGAUUUUGGAUUAUUCUAAAAUAUAUAUAUAUAUUAAAUGUAAAGUUAUGUUGUGCUGUUAGAAUUAUACAUGUUCAUGCAGAAGCCAAUGACAAAUAA